This is a messenger RNA of Pygoscelis adeliae (Adelie penguin), 320 nucleotides long. Its product is annotated as glucagon-like. Gene Ontology annotation, molecular function: glucagon receptor binding; hormone activity. Gene Ontology annotation, biological process: adenylate cyclase-modulating G protein-coupled receptor signaling pathway; negative regulation of apoptotic process; positive regulation of insulin secretion involved in cellular response to glucose stimulus. Gene Ontology annotation, cellular component: extracellular region. Lineage: Eukaryota; Metazoa; Chordata; Aves; Sphenisciformes; Spheniscidae. The transcript has 3 exons. The annotation marks the transcript as partial. The record is from RefSeq and is a predicted model, not a curated record.
AUGCAGAUGGUCCGGAGGCUGGACCUCUCCGGGCUGGUGUUUGCCGUUGUGAUCCCGGCAGGGCGGCAGAGGGGCCACAAGGACUUGGAUGACACGUCCAGCAGAGGGCAGUCGUACGAAUCCCAAAGCGCCCAAAGCUUCAUGUCCAACUUCAAGCGGCACUCGGAAGGCACCUUCACCAGUGACUUCACCCGCUACCUGGACAAGAUGAAGGCCAAAGACUUUGUGCACUGGCUCAUCAACACCAACCGCUCCACAAAGAGGUACCUGAAGGAGGAGACCCACAGCAUCCCCUUCCCAGCUGUGUUCCCACCGCUCAU